GGGACGCACGCGCCGCCGCAGUAGCGAAAGCCGAGCCGCGGGGCAGGAAGCGUCUUGUCUGGAAGGCGUCAGGGCCGUAGUGGCUGCUGGUUGGCGCGUGGAUCGUGGCCGCGGCGGGAGGUCCCACCACGUGUUUUUGGCGGCGACAUGGAGCUGGAAGAGUUGGGGAUCCGAGAGGAAUGUGGCGUGUUCGGAUGCAUCGCCUCCGGAGAGUGGCCCACGCAGCUGGAUGUACCGCAUGUGAUUACCCUCGGACUGGUGGGGCUGCAGCACCGGGGCCAGGAGAGUGCUGGCAUUGUGACCAGUGAUGGAAGUUCUGUACCGACAUUCAGAAUACAUAAGGGACUGGGUCUUGUCAAUCACGUCUUUACUGAAGAUAAUUUGAAGAAAUUAUAUGUUUCAAAUCUUGGAAUUGGACACACGAGGUAUGCCACAACAGGAAACUGUGAAUUAGAAAAUUGUCAGCCCUUUGUUGUUGAAACACUUCAUGGGAAAAUAGCAGUGGCACAUAAUGGAGAAUUGGUAAAUGCUGCUCAAUUAAGGAGAAAGCUUCUUCGUCAGGGUGUUGGUCUGUCAACAAGCUCUGACAGUGAAAUGAUUACCCAGUUACUGGCAUAUACGCCUCCUCAUGAGCAAGAUGACACCCCCGACUGGGUAGCAAGAAUUAAAAACUUAAUGGAGGAGGCACCUACAGCGUACUCCCUACUUAUCAUGCAUAGAGAUGUCAUUUAUGCAGUGAGAGAUCCUUAUGGAAAUCGGCCUCUGUGCAUCGGUCGUCUGAUCCCUGUCUCCGAUAUAAAUGAGAAAGGAAAAAAGUCUUCAGAAACGGAAGGAUGGGUGGUGUCUUCAGAAUCUUGUAGCUUUUUAUCUAUUGGUGCAAUGUAUUACCGUGAAAUCUUGCCUGGAGAGAUUGUGAAAAUAUCCAGACAUAAUGUUCAGACACUUGAUAUUCUAUCAAGAUCUGGAGGGAAUCCAGUGGCCUUUUGUAUCUUUGAAUAUGUUUAUUUUGCAAGACCAGAUAGUAUAUUUGAAGGCCAAAUGGUUUACACAGUAAGAUACCGUUGUGGUCAGCAGCUGGCCAUUGAAGCUCCUGUGGAUGCAGACUUGGUCAGCACUGUCCCUGAGUCUGCCACACCCGCAGCUCUUGGCUACGCAACAAAGUGUGGACUUCCUUAUGUGGAGGUACUAUGUAAAAAUCGAUACGUAGGAAGAACUUUUAUUCAGCCAAACAUGAGGUUAAGACAACUUGGCGUUGCAAAAAAAUUUGGAGUAUUGUCAGACAACUUUAAAGACAAAAGAAUUGUUCUUAUAGAUGAUUCAAUUGUGAGAGGCAAUACCAUCUCACCCAUAAUAAAAUUACUCAAAGAAUCUGGUGCGAAAGAGGUACACAUCCGAGUAGCUUCACCACCAAUUCGAUACCCAUGCUUCAUGGGAAUAAACAUUCCUACAAAAGAAGAGCUUAUUGCCAAUAAACCAGAAUUUGAUCAUCUUGCAGAGUAUUUAGGAGCAAACAGUGUUGUGUAUCUGUCUGUAGAGGGACUGAUUUCAUCUGUACAAGAAAGGGUAAAAUUUAAAAAACAGAAAGUGGAAAAGCAAGAUAUUAUGAUUCAAGAAAAUGGAAAUGGUCUGAAAUGUCUUGAAAAGAAUGGCCAUUGUACAGCUUGUCUCACUGGAGCAUACCCUGUCGAACUGGAAUGGUAGCUGGUGGAGGCAGAUAAUGUUUUAAGUUACAGAGUUGGUCAGUACAUUUUAGUGGUUACACUGUAUCAGUUUACUGUUACU
Messenger RNA from Elephantulus edwardii (Cape elephant shrew), 1782 nucleotides. It is a transcript of the gene PPAT, whose product is annotated as phosphoribosyl pyrophosphate amidotransferase. The record is from RefSeq and is a predicted model, not a curated record. The transcript is spliced from 11 exons. Lineage: Eukaryota; Metazoa; Chordata; Mammalia; Macroscelidea; Macroscelididae. Gene Ontology annotation, molecular function: amidophosphoribosyltransferase activity. Bases 148 to 1701 code for a protein of 517 amino acids. Gene Ontology annotation, biological process: purine nucleobase biosynthetic process; purine nucleotide biosynthetic process.